Messenger RNA from Aspergillus luchuensis, 360 nucleotides. RefSeq lists its product as uncharacterized. NCBI's taxonomy places the organism in Eukaryota, Fungi, Ascomycota, Eurotiomycetes, Eurotiales, Aspergillaceae. The transcript has 2 exons. The coding region runs from base 1 to 360 and encodes 119 amino acids. The record is from RefSeq and is a predicted model, not a curated record.
AUGCAAUCAAAUUAUGUGCCAAUAUCGCAAGACGUCGCAAACGAUGAAGCCAGGUUGAUAGCGGAAGCUGUGAAAAAUUUCGGAGGUGAUUUCGAGUCGAAGGUGGAUAUUGAAGAAAGCUGGACUACCUACACGGUCAAACUUUUCGAGAGUUCAUCCAUACAGCGGUUGAUCGUAUUUCGGCCUCCUUCGUCGUCCAGGUUCUUCAACUGUAUAAGGGUUAGGAACCCACAAGGCGCUGUUGAAUGGGAGGUACUUCGGAAAAGCGACACAUACAUGGGACUAGUACCUACCGACUGUCAGUUUGAAGCGAUGCUGGUCGAACUGAAGUUGUUUACGAGGAAAAAGGAUUUGAGUUAA